This is a messenger RNA of Lineus longissimus, 1164 nucleotides long. Its product is annotated as glycine receptor subunit alpha-2-like. Gene Ontology annotation, molecular function: chloride channel activity; transmitter-gated monoatomic ion channel activity involved in regulation of postsynaptic membrane potential; excitatory extracellular ligand-gated monoatomic ion channel activity. Lineage: Eukaryota; Metazoa; Nemertea; Pilidiophora; Heteronemertea; Lineidae. Gene Ontology annotation, biological process: signal transduction; regulation of membrane potential; chemical synaptic transmission. Gene Ontology annotation, cellular component: neuron projection; plasma membrane; synapse. The transcript has 10 exons. The record is from RefSeq and is a predicted model, not a curated record. The coding region runs from base 1 to 1164 and encodes 387 amino acids.
AUGAAGUUAACAAACUUUUUAAAAUCGAUCGUGAUGAAGACUCGCCUUGCAGCAGAGAACGAUACCAUUCAGACGCUUCUUGAUGAGAUGCUCAGGAAUUAUGACAAGAGAAUUCGACCAGGACAAGGUGCCGGAAAAGCAACAACAGUUACGUUCGAUAUGUUCAUCAACGAGUUCAGUUCAGUAAAUGAGAAUUCAAUGGAUUACAGCCUGAACUUGUUCUUCCGACAGCGCUGGCGAGACCCGCGCCUAGCCUACACCAAGAUCUCCGAACCAAUUACACUUGGAUACGCCAGAAUUGAUGAAAUCUGGCUCCCUGAUACCUUCUUUACAAACGAAAAGAGGUCAAUCAGUCACACAGUCACAGUACCUAACAUCCUCCUCCGAGUACACCCCGAUGGAAGUGUGCUUUACAGUCAAAGAUACCCGAUGGACAUCCAGAACUGUCCACUAAAAUUCGAAUCAUAUGGAUUCACCACAAGGGAGGUCAUGUUUGACUGGACGAGUAAAACCCCUGUAGUCGUUAAUGGAGAAGUGGAAUUACCUGAAUUUGAAGUGGACAAAAAGAACACUGCCCUUAAAAACUGUACUGUCAGUUAUAAUACUGGGUCUUACAGCUGCCUUCAAAUCACAUUCAAACUGACGAGAUUGUUCGGCUUCUACAUCACGGGAACCUAUAUCCCCAGUAUCCUCAUAGUCCUCCUCUCCUUUAUAUCCUUCUUCGUGGAUGUGAGGGCCACGCCGGCAAGGAUCUCCCUCGGACUUUUGACCGUUCUGUCUAUUACCACCAUGAACUCGAGCGUCUCAAGUUCCAUGGCGAAAGUUGCAUACUCCAAGGCUAUCGAUCUCUGGAUGGCUGUGUGUUUGUGCUUCGUUUUCCUUGCCCUACUCGAGUUCGCCAUCGCCAAUCAACUCGCCAGAGGCGAAGAUAGGGAAGAGACAACGAAAAAAGAGAAGGUGCAGGAGAAGUUCAUGAAAGUUGCUUUGGCCGAACAGAACCGGAACCGCCACAUGAAAGGCAGUACGGCAGACGCAAAAGACUCUACAGAUAUAGCCGAGAUAGACGAUGCCCUAUCAACUCAAACCGAAAGUUAUUUCAUUUACUUCACAGCCAGCACUGCGCCGCACAAUUUGAUGUUAAGUGUACUAUCCUUGUACGAAUAA